Acaulospora morrowiae is the source of this 540-nucleotide messenger RNA. The record is from the annotation of a GenBank genome assembly. Lineage: Eukaryota; Fungi; Glomeromycota; Glomeromycetes; Diversisporales; Acaulosporaceae.
AUGACGGAAGCCUCUUUUCGAACCAAAGAUCAAAAGUACCCAUAUUCUGACUUCCAAGCUUUUUGUGAAGCAAACCCUCUUCCAAUUCGAACAUCUACUUUUGCUACGGAGCGUUCGUUGGUUCCAUUAGGUUAUCCUCAUAGUAAGGAUCCACCAGAACGCUCUCGAAGGCCAUGCUCGGAUUUUAAAAGUGAUCACGCCGAGCAAGGAAUAAUCUAUUAUACAAGUCCUCCCCUUGCUUCAAGCGUGGCUCCAAACCUUGGUUUUAAUUUCACCGCGCAAGUCGCUGUAAUAGACACUACACCAUCUGUCAUUCCUGCACAUUUAUCGGUAAAUAAUGGCUUGUGCCAUCAAGGAGAAAUGGAGAAGGAAGUAAAACAGGAGAGUAAUUGCAAUGUCUCUACUUCGAUACGCCCGAAAUCCUCGAAAAAAAGGAGCUUUUUGGAGAAUCGCAUUGCCUGUCUAAAAAGGAAUAAGGCUAGAUACAAGACGCGUAGGAGACGCGAGAAAAGAUUGGCAAUGAUAAUGCAAAAGAAGUAA